AUGACUACGAAAAUAGUCUACACUAUUGGUCAUUCAUCUCAUAGUUUAAGCGAUUUAAUUGACGUUUUGAUUAAACUCAAAAUAGAAUCAUUGAUUGAUAUACGUCGUUCACCAAAAUCAAUUAAAAAUCCACAAUUUAAUAGCGAUACAUUUCCAACUAUUUUAUAUGAACAAACUAAAAUGAAUUAUUUUUUUAAAGGUGAUGCAUUUGGAGGUCGUAGAAAACGAAAAAAAUCUUUAAUGGACAAUAAUGGUUUAAUUGACAGUGAACUUCGUGCUUACGCUGAUCAUAUGCAAACAUCUAAUUUUAUUUAUUCAUUCAAUGAAUUAUUAUCAUUAAUAUCGUCUCAAAAUUGCUUACUAAUGUGUUCAGAAAGUGAUGUUAAUGAAUGUCAUCGUUCUUUAUUAAGUGAUUAUCUUCUUUUGAAAGGUGUAGAUAUUAUUCAUAUAAUAUUGACAGACAAAAAUAUUUCCACUUUUAAACAUAUUCUCAAUCCAAUUGCACGCUUAACUAACGAUAAAUGUAUUUAUCCUUUGAAUGAUGAUCAAUUUAAAAAAAACAUCAAUGAAAUAUGA
Molecule: messenger RNA, 576 nt
Organism: Didymodactylos carnosus
Lineage: Eukaryota; Metazoa; Rotifera; Eurotatoria; Philodinida; Philodinidae
Source: the annotation of a GenBank genome assembly